Messenger RNA from Toxorhynchites rutilus septentrionalis, 1065 nucleotides. RefSeq lists its product as uncharacterized. NCBI's taxonomy places the organism in Eukaryota, Metazoa, Arthropoda, Insecta, Diptera, Culicidae. The coding region runs from base 1 to 1065 and encodes 354 amino acids. The transcript has 3 exons. The record is from RefSeq and is a predicted model, not a curated record.
AUGAGUUGCGAAAUUUGCUGUGAUACCGGAAUCAACGACAGUGUCAAUUUGUGGAAAUGUGCUGGCUGCCCGCGACGAUUCCACGCCGCCUGCAUCGGCGUACAUCGCAAGAAGAGUGUUGACAUUACGUCAUAUGUUUUACCGUGCUGUAACAAGUGCCAGAAUUACGUACGCGCCGAGUUGGACUUUAGUGAACUUACCGAGCAGCAAAAAAAAUUCAACGAGCAACUACAAUACAAUACGGAAGUGAUCCAUCGGCUGACACUGCAACAACAAAAUGCCAGUGUUGUACAUGAAGCCGUCGACAGACUUGAGGGUCAGCUCGUCGAUCUGAAAAAUGAAUUGUUCGCAAAUAAAAGCAGCAAUCUCUUUGCGGUGACGAUAAACAAUCAUAUUACGUCACUCAUUGACACCGCAAUGAGUAACACGAAAGAGAAUAUAGCGGAUUAUAUUAAAUCAUCGACGAUGGAAUUGAAUUGCGAUCUCAGCCAAAUGCGGGAAGAAAUUCAACAACUGGGGAAUUUGUCACUGGAAAUAGCGGCAAACAUUAAUCAAACCCCACAGGAUAGUCAAGUCGAAAUAGAAAUAUUAGAGGAAUUAAGAACAUUGUCAGCCGUUAUUAUAUCAACAGGAAACAAUGUUGAACAUAUGCUACCACCUCCACCGGAGUCCUGUCCCAGUCUAGCUGAUGAGUUGCGUGCGGAACUUCCAGUUAAUCCCCCAUUUUACCCUCCAGAGAACUCAGGCUGGAGAAUUUUGGAUUCAACAAGGAGAUGGAAGCCAGAUUGGUCUGAAUACAAUGGUAGCCCUAACAAUGGCAGCAGGAAUAGGAAUAAUUUCAACAAUCGUAGAAAUAACAACAACAACAACAAUAAUAGGAAUAAUCACAACAUUCGUAACAACAACAACAACGACAACAACAAUAGCAACCGGCAAAACGAGUGCAGACCCUGCGAUCCACUGGCAGCCGGAGCCUGGAAGAUCGAGCUGAAGCGCAUUUCCGACGGCCAAUUAAACCCGACAAAGGCAAAUACGGCAGCGGCUUUCGUUUGGCGCUGGAAUUAA